Molecule: messenger RNA, 416 nt
Organism: Uranotaenia lowii
Lineage: Eukaryota; Metazoa; Arthropoda; Insecta; Diptera; Culicidae
Product: adult cuticle protein 1-like
Exons: 2
Coding region: 35-415 (126 amino acids)
Source: RefSeq, a predicted model, not a curated record
UCAGUUUUGAAACACAUCCCAACAAUCAGCAAUCAUGAAGUGCAUCGCAGCUGUAGUCAUGAUGGUCCUGGCCGUGGCCGCCGUUGAGGGAACCUACUACCCGUUGGCGUAUUCCGCUCCUCUGGCCUACAGCGUUGCUCCAACCGUUGUCCAGCAAAACCACGGAUACGGAUACCCAUUGGCCUACUCCGGAUACGGAUAUGGUGGAUACGCUCCAAUCUCCUAUGCUGCCCAGGCUUCCGUCGUCCCAACUGCCUAUGCCGCCUACGCUGCCCCAGCUCCAGUGGCCGUCGUUGCCCAACGUGAAGCUCGUUAUGUGGCCGCCAACCGUGGAGCCGUCCAUGAUGCCCCCCUCCAAGGACAUGCCGUCUCCCAGCAGUCCCUGAACCUGCAGCCCGCCCCAGGAACUCUGUAAA